This is a messenger RNA of Callorhinchus milii (elephant shark), 798 nucleotides long. It is a transcript of the gene timm8a, whose product is annotated as translocase of inner mitochondrial membrane 8 homolog A (yeast). The transcript has 2 exons. The record is from RefSeq and is a predicted model, not a curated record. The coding region runs from base 48 to 314 and encodes 88 amino acids. Lineage: Eukaryota; Metazoa; Chordata; Chondrichthyes; Chimaeriformes; Callorhinchidae.
GCUGUUUCCCGGGUAACACGGGCUGUGACGAGUUUCCGGUUCCGGUAAUGGAGGCGGCGGGAGCGGACCCCGCGCUGCAGCGAUUCAUCGCGGCCGAGAGUCAGAGACAGCGAUUCCAACAGCUCGUGCACGGCCUGAGCGAGAUGUGCUGGGAUAAAUGUAUGGACAAACCGGGGCCCAAGCUGGACAGCAGGACAGAGGCGUGCUUUGUGAAUUGUGUUGAGCGAUUCAUCGAUACCAGUCAAUUUAUUCUGAAUCGUCUGGAACAGACCCAGAAAAACAAAGCUCCAUUCUCCGAGAGUCUGAGUGAUUGAGAAACCCCCCACUACCCCCUGGGCAGAGAAUUCGGAAGCUGCUGAACAGGCACGUGAACGAAGAGAAGAUUUUACAUUUAAAUGAUUAAUGUUUUUAAAGUGUGGCACCCUGAACCUAAUACCUGAAGAAACGAUCAAGCCAUAAGUUUCAGUUAAAGUGUUUUUGUGUCUCAAUGUCAUGUGUCAGCGUGUGAGUGAGGAGACUGUGUCACUGAACUUGGAGCAGAACUUUGUCCAAAUCCAGGGCUGAGCUCUGGCCGCUCACUGGGGGGGAGGAGGUGAGGAUCACUGGGGGGGGGGUUCGUAGGGUCACUUGGGGAAGGGGUCAGGUUCACGGUGCAGCUCAUAAUGCACUGACUGAGCAGGAUCUCUAAUGAUGAAAGGAAAACAUUCUGCCAAUUAACUGCGGAUACACCUUACACUGGACACAGGCAACUGUUGCUGAUCAGCCAAAUAUAUCAUUAAAUAAAGAGAAUGAUCAUCA